CAUUUGUGAACCAGACAUAGAGGAGAUAAGGCUAAGAAACUUGCAAUUCUUAGGCAAUUCGAUGGCCGGAAAUGUAGCAGUCAUGGGUGGUGAUGCGAAUUUCCAUUCUGGCUCUGGGGGGAGAGUUCUACCUUUCUCAGCUGAAAGGCCACAUCAAUCGAGGAAUAAUGCUGAGGAGGAAAGAAAGAAGCACUCCAACCCCACUACUUUUUGUCAGCUGUUGGGCUUAGAUGAGCUAUUCUCUUUGGAGGUUUGGAGAGCAUCUUUGGCAGAGCUUGUUGGCACGGCAAUCUUGGUCUUUGCACUAGACACCAUAGUGAUUUCCUCCUAUGAGACCAUAACAAGUGCACCAAAUCUCAUAAUGUCAAUUCUCAUCGCCAUCAUCGUCGCAAUUCUCCUCAUCGCAACCAACCCCGUCUCCGGUGGCCACAUCAACCCGGUCAUCACGCUUUCCGCUGCACUCGUCGGCAUCAUCUCCCUCUCCCGGGCGGCCAUAUACAUUUUGGCUCAAUGUGUGGGAGCCAUUUUAGGUGCACUAGCACUCAAAGCCGUGGUAAACAGCACCAUUGAGGAAACGUUCUCACUAGGAGGCUGCACCCUCACCGUCAUUGCACCAGGGCCCAAUGGGCCCUCAGUUGUGGGGAUAGGGACGGGCCAAGGCCUGUGGCUUGAGAUCCUCUGCACGUUUGUCUUUCUUUGGGCUUCAAUAUGGAUCGCCUUUGACCACCGCCAGGCCCAAGCCCUGGGCAAAGUUGUGGUCCUGUCCAUUGUCGGAAUAGUGGUGGGCCUGCUGGUUUUUAUCUCGACGACCGUCACGGCGGCGAAAGGCUACGCCGGCGUCGGGAUGAACCCGGCUAGGUGUUUGGGCGCGGCACUUGUUCGUGGGGGCCACCUCUGGUACGGGCACUGGGUAUUUUGGGUUGGGCCCACAAUUGCUUGCGUGGCAUUUUAUCUGUACACUAAGAUAAUUCCACGUCAGCAUUACCACGCCGAGGGAUACAAGCAUGAUUUCUUCAACGUUGUAAAAAGCCUUUUCUAGUAGGUGGUACACAUGUAAUAUGUAAAACGUCUUCUAUAAUUAAAUAUAUAAAAAAAAAAAGGUCUUCUAUAAUUUAUCUUUUCAAGUUCAGUGUGUUUGUAACUUCGUAAUAUGUAGUUUGGCAUCCUUGCGGAACUCAUUGAGAGGUCUAUCUACUUUUAGCUGUCGCUUUUUCCAUUAAACGUCGUCGUAUGUUAUAUGAAAGGAAAUUGUGUUGCCAAAUUGU
Morus notabilis is the source of this 1265-nucleotide messenger RNA. Its product is annotated as aquaporin AQPAn.G. Lineage: Eukaryota; Viridiplantae; Streptophyta; Magnoliopsida; Rosales; Moraceae. Gene Ontology annotation, biological process: transmembrane transport. Bases 62 to 1039 code for a protein of 325 amino acids. Gene Ontology annotation, molecular function: channel activity. The transcript has 3 exons. Gene Ontology annotation, cellular component: membrane. The record is from RefSeq and is a predicted model, not a curated record.